Messenger RNA from Phanerochaete carnosa HHB-10118-sp, 1779 nucleotides. RefSeq lists its product as uncharacterized. The coding region runs from base 67 to 1626 and encodes 519 amino acids. NCBI's taxonomy places the organism in Eukaryota, Fungi, Basidiomycota, Agaricomycetes, Polyporales, Phanerochaetaceae. The record is from RefSeq and is a predicted model, not a curated record. The transcript is spliced from 8 exons.
GAAGACGCACCUCACGAGCGGUCCAUCUCUCAAAGUCGCUCCCGGUCGAUACCUGCUCGGUAUGACAUGCAAUACAAAGCUGUAGAGAAGACGAAGAAUACAGUGCAGGAUCUUGACGCUCUGAACCGUGACCUGUCCAAUCGCAUCCCUGAAACUGCUCUGGAACGAGAGGUUCUCGAGACAUCACCCACUGUCGAGGAGGAGAAGUUGAAUUUCUUCCCAGAAGAAGUGCCGCAGGAUGUUAAGCACCUUUUGGAUUGCAAGACAUAUCAGAUACCUGUCGUUCUUGUCGUGUCGCGCGAUUACUUGCUCUUGCCGUUCAACCUUCCGGAAGAUUGUGGUAUAUGCGUACUCGGAUUCUACAAGAUCGUGGAAGUCGAGCGAACCGCCCUCGUUCAGAGCGAGGAUGAUGAAGAGCGAACAGUGCGUGUGACUUGGCACUUCAAGCUUCGCUGGGUACCUGGCGGUGAGAACGCUCCGGAGGACCAGCAGCCCACAUAUCCGUGGUGGCAAAAUUCUGCAGCUCUCCCUGCGGCAGAGAUGGAUGAGCCGUCGCCACACUCGCUUCUCCCGAUGCAUCUACGAUCUGAGUUCGAUAAACCUAGCUUCGAAGCGACCGUGGCGUCAGAGCUCGUCAUUAAGAAGGGCUGGCACUGUGUGCAGUGUGGUCGGCUAAAUGUGCAGCGGCUUUUAUGCUUCCAGAAGUGCGAGACAUGCCAGGCUGGUAACGACAUGAUCCCGGUCGAUGCGCAGUAUGUUCGCGACCCGCACAAGAUGACGCCCGACGCGACGCCUCUGGACAGAUACCCCGAAACAGUGACUGUGAACGUCCUGGGGGGCGAGAAAGGCGGCUUGCGGACGUUUGUGUACGCCAUAGGAGACUCGGUCGAGAUCAAACAUGUGUUCACGUGCAACCGGACGAAGAUGCAGCAGGCGGCGGACAGGCUGUUCCUCGACUUCCAGAUGGAAGUUCCGAUGACUUGGCAGGGAGCAAAGACAAAGGUAGCAACAGGGCCCUAUUUCACUUGCCUCGUUGGUGUCGGUCAUGAGGGGCAUCCGCCAAGUAUUGGCUGGACUUCUAUCCCGCCCUCCGUGAAGCUAGCACGUGAAGUCAUAGAAACGUGGGCCACAAAGCAUGCUGCGGAAGAGAAUUUCAGGAUCGACCAGCUCACGAUUCUCGGCUGGCACAAGACGGGUAGUCGGAAGGGCACCGCCUUGCCAAAUAGGGGCCGGACGAUCGCCAUGCUCUGUCUGGGCUCGGAUAUUGAGCUCAACAUCACCCCGAAGCAUGGAUUCCCGGUUUCAACUCGUUCUAUCAGCAAGCAGCCUGAGCGCGUGUCGGCGCGACAAGCGAUAACGAAGGCUGCCGAGUCCGAGGACGAGUUCAGUGCGGUGUUUGACGGCCCGCUUAGUAGCUCAGAGGAUGAGGCCUUGUCGACACGCCGUGCUGCCAGCACCCGGGCAAUGACCGAGAGGAAACCGACCGAGUCCAUGUUCGUGAUUUUGGUUCAUGGGGAUAUGCUCUUGCUGUCUGGUGAUGAGUUUGAGUACACGUUGCACCGUACUGGAAUGAGCAUGCUCUUGAUUGGUACACAGUACGCUAAAGGCAUUAUCCGUAAUGGCUGAGCGGACCUACACAUCUAGAGAUUUUUUUGCAUAAUUUAUUGCUAUGUUCAUUGCUUUCUCUGUCAACACACACAUCGUCAGGACAUCGAGGAUCUCCCGGGGGCUGCAUGCAUCAUUGUACCUUAGAGCACCAUGCAAUACCUGUACAUAGCC